This is a messenger RNA of Blastomyces gilchristii SLH14081, 354 nucleotides long. RefSeq lists its product as uncharacterized. Bases 1 to 354 code for a protein of 117 amino acids. Lineage: Eukaryota; Fungi; Ascomycota; Eurotiomycetes; Onygenales; Ajellomycetaceae. The record is from RefSeq and is a predicted model, not a curated record. The transcript has a single exon.
AUGAAAGAGAAACUACAGAUUGAGCUUCUCAGAGCUGCUGUUUCUGAAAUCAAGCUCUUUUCAGAGUUCUCUUCAAAUGAUCACACAGAGUCAUAUAUUACUGUGUUGAUUGAGAGAAGCGGUAUUGCAACAGUGGCAGAGAAGGCAGAGAACAGAUCAGAUGCAGAUGAACUGAUCAGCAGAAGAAAUGACAUCUCACUACAAGACACGGCUACUAUCACUGCAGCUGCAAGAGAUGUAGAAGAAGAAGAAGAUAUGAUAAUAAGAGUGAUACUUCUGCAGCUCAUUGACACUGCUGUCUUCAUCUUCAACCUGGCUUUCUUAACAGUCAUGAAGACCACAGUCACAUCAUGA